Molecule: messenger RNA, 1494 nt
Organism: Staurois parvus
Lineage: Eukaryota; Metazoa; Chordata; Amphibia; Anura; Ranidae
Source: the annotation of a GenBank genome assembly
AUGUCUUUUUCACAGAGCUUCAGCACCCGCUCUGCUAUCCCCCAGGGAGGCGUUAGCUCCAUGAGAAUCAGCCAGACCCGUAGCUCCAAGGGUUCAGGCUUUGGAAGACCAGGGAACUGGAGCAGCUCCAGCUUGUCUAAUGUGGGCUCAGUGAGAAAAAAGUGUUUCCUAUGUGGUGGAGCUGGAUUCGGUGCUGGCUAUGGAGGUGGAUUCGGCGGUGGCUCUGGCUUUGGUGGUGGUCAAGUAGCUGGACCUGGAAUCCAUGAAGUAACCAUCAACCAGAACCUGCUACAACCCCUUAAUCUGGAGAUUGACCCCAACAUCCAGGUUGUUAGGAAGGAGGAGAAGGAACAGAUCAAGACCCUGAACAACAAGUUUGCUUCUUUCAUUGACAAGGUCAGAUUCCUGGAACAGCAAAACAAAGUUCUAGAGACAAAAUGGGAACUGCUGCAGAACCAAAAGUCCGCCAAGGCCAGCAACAUCGGCCCCCUGUUUGAGGCUUACAUUGCCAAUUUGAGGAGGCAGCUGGACAGCCUGGUCAAUGACAAGGGCAGACUGGAUGGAGAAUUCAGGAACAUGCAAGAUCUGGUUGAGGAUUUCAAGAAUAAGUAUGAGGAUGAAAUCAACAAGCGCACUGCAGCUGAGAAUGAGUUUGUCGUGCUGAAGAAGGAUGUGGAUGGUGCUUACAUGAACAAGGUAGAAUUGGAAGCCAGGGUGGAUUCUCUCAGUGAUGAAAUCAACUUCCUGAGAGCCUUGUAUGAAGCUGAACUACGUGAGCUGCAGGCUCAGAUCUCUGACACAUCUGUUGUCCUGUCUAUGGACAACAACAGAGCUUUGGAUCUGAACAGUAUCAUCGCUGAAGUCAAGGCUCAGUAUGAAGAGAUUGCUGCGAAGAGCCGUUCAGAGGCCGAGUCUACUUACCAGAACAAAUACCAGGAGCUCCAGGCCACCGCUGGCCGUCAUGGUGAUGAUUUGCGCUCCACAAAGACUGAGAUCUCUGAGCUGAACCGCGCUAUCCAGAGGUUGCAGGCUGAGAUUGAGAAUGUGAAAGCACAGCGUGCUAAGCUGGAGGCACAGAUUGCUGAGGCUGAGGAACGUGGGGAACUGGCACUGAAGGAUGCCCGGGGGAAACUGUCUGAGCUGGAGACUGCUCUACAGAAGGCCAAGCAGGACAUGGCUCGCCAACUGAGAGAAUACCAGGAACUGAUGAAUGUCAAACUGGCUCUGGAUAUUGAGAUUGCCACUUACAGGAAACUUCUGGAAGGAGAGGAGAGCAGGUUGGCUGGUGAAGGUGUUGGCGCUGUCACUGUUGUGAACUCUAGCUCCUCAGUUGGUGGCUACGGUGGAUCUACCUUUGCAGCUGCACCAAGCUUUGGUUUAGCAAGUGGAGCCGGGUUUGGAUCCGGUAGCUCUCUGAAGUUCAGCAGUGGAGGUGCUGUGAAGUCCUACUCCGUGACUACCCAAUCCUCCAGCAGGAGCAGCUCAAGAUACUAA